AUGGAGAUAAGAGACGACGACGACGACAAUGAUGCUAACAGCGUUAUGCACAAAGCUAACGACGAUGUCGACGACAACGACGAUUCUAUCAUUGUCGUAAGCUCAGCGGAUAGCGCGAUAUUUACACCAGGCGGAGGCGGUGGAGCGAACAACACUGCAGAAAAUCGCGGCGAUAUUUCCCGGGAGACGGAGGAGGGUGAAGAAAAGGGGGAAGAGGAGGUGGAGGAGGAAGAGCAACGACACCAGCAACAACAGCAACAACAGCAACACUGCGUCAUACGAUUUUGCAAUAAAUGCGAAUGUAUAAUUAAAGUGAAAUCGAAGCACGAAUGCGGCGUUUCUUACUGCAGAUUAUGCCAUUCGGAGCAACCUCAUUUGUGUUAUAUGAGACCUCUGCGCAACGAUGUUAAUUCUUCUACCGAGCCGUCGUCGUCGACACAUCCUCCGGAGGUAGAAGCGACGACAGUGACGGUAGAUGUAUCCGUCGAGGAGAAAGAAAACAUAAAUGAUAACGAAGAAGCGACGCAUCAAAUUUGCGAAGCGUGCGCGCAAAACAACGAUAUCUUCGUGCGUUGUCGCUGGUGCGGAGUGCGAGAAUUCGUAUUUCGUAAUGAUCCGGUGAAAUAUUUUGUCGAUUUUGCUACGCAAAGGACGAAAUAUUUUAAACAGAUAAUUUGCAUAGCCCACAAUGCGAAAGCGUUCGACGCUCAAUUUAUUUUGAAAUAUAUCGUAGAAAAUCGUGUCAAUCUCGCGCCAAAAGUGAUUUUGAACAAGACAAAAAUCGUCGUAUUAACAGUUGGACAUACAAAGUCUAUCGAUAGUGUGAAUUAUAUGCCAAUGCGAUUAUUCGAUUUGCCGAAGGCUUUUGGGCUGAAGGAUACAUCGGGUAAAGAUUUUCCGCAUUUAUUCAAUACUAUCAAAAAUCAAAUGUAUGUCGGACCAUUACCCGACGCGCAUUAUUACUCUCCCGAAACCAUGAAAUCGAAAGAACGCGAAUGCUUUCUCGCGUGGCAUACGGACAUGCGGUUAAAAAACACAGUGUUUGAUUUUCAACGCAAGAUAGUACAAUAUUGCCGUACCGAUGUUGAUAUACUUCGACGAGCGUGCAUGGCGUUUAGAAAAAUUUUUAUAGAUCGCGGAAAUGUAUGUCCGUUCGAGGAAUGUACAACUAUUGCUUUAACGUGUAUAACAGUUUUUCGGAAAAACUUCUUACAGCCGAAUACGAUAGGCGUCAUUCCUGCGGGCGGAUACAGAAAAGCGAACAUACAUUCGCGCAAAGCUCUACAGUGGUUAGUAUGGAAGGAGCGCGAGCUAGGUGAUCCUAUAAACCACGCAGGGCGUGCGUGCGAAUACCGUACGAUCGACGGCACACUCGUCGAUGGUUAUUAUGAAGAAACAUUGGAAACGGGAGUAACGUUGCGUCACGUGUUGCAAUUCCACGGUUGCUUUUGGCACGGAUGUACGUCGUGCUUUCCUAUAAAUCGCAAUAGACCGCUUUCGUCGGCUGAGGAACAAAGAGAUACGAUUGACUCGCGAUACGAGCAAACUCUCGCAAUCUCGUGGCGACUUCGCCAACAGGGGUACACGCUGACGGAAAAGUGGGAGUGUAGCUUUGAUCGAAAAAUGCGGGAUAAUCGUGAGAUGCGCGAAUUUCUCGAGAGUCAUCCGAUGGUGAAAACAGCACCGCUCGAUUCUCGCGACGCAUUUUUCGGUGGACGCACGGGAAAUAUCGCGAUUCUUUACAAAAUCACAGGUGCGGAGAAAAUACGCUACGUAGACGUAUGUUCGUUAUACCCGUAUGUAUUGAAGACGGGUGCUUUCCUUAUCGGUCAUCCCGACAUUUAUAUCGGCGAUGAAUGCUCGACUUUAAUCGGUACGGCUCCGAAUUAUAAUUUUGACACCGUUGAAGGUCUCGUACGCUGUACGAUACUUUCUCCGCGCGAUUUAUUUCAUCCGGUACUCCCGUAUCGCGCGCACGGAAAAUUAUUAUUCGCACUGUGUCGUAGUUGUUGUGAAACAUUUUCGCAAACGAAGUGUACGCACGAGCCUAACGAACGCGAAUUCGAGGGUACGUGGGUGAACUGCAAAUUACGCAAGGCCGUCGAAAAAGGUUAUCUCGUGACUAAAGAAGCAAGCGGAUGGUCGAGUGAAUGCGCGGACGAUGAUGCUAAAGAGCAAUACCUGCGCGAGUACGAGAAAACCGAAGGUAUUGUUUUCGAAAAGUGUAACAUCUCGCAAAAUCCCGGUUUACGUUUGGUUGCUAAACUCUGCUUAAAUUCGUUUUGA
Nylanderia fulva is the source of this 2286-nucleotide messenger RNA. NCBI's taxonomy places the organism in Eukaryota, Metazoa, Arthropoda, Insecta, Hymenoptera, Formicidae. The record is from RefSeq and is a predicted model, not a curated record.